Molecule: messenger RNA, 2082 nt
Organism: Anopheles cruzii
Lineage: Eukaryota; Metazoa; Arthropoda; Insecta; Diptera; Culicidae
Exons: 6
Coding region: 328-1317 (329 amino acids)
Source: RefSeq, a predicted model, not a curated record
AUCUACCAACAUUAAGUUUUUCGUACAUUUCUACACUUUCCAGCAAAGGAAAGAUGUAAAGACGGUUGCGAAAGAACUGCACCCGAACAAUAAUAUAAAGUAUAAUUUUUGUUAAGUUCGAAACUCUCUGGCCGAGGUCUUGGCUGCGUCAACUAGUAACAUCUAAAUAUUGUAGCGGAAGUGCAGUUUUAUGUUAAAGUGUUACUGUGUCUUGGUACAAACGAGGAUAGAUUAACAAUGGAGAAAAAUGUGAAAAACUAGAGCGGUACGUCAUCUCGAGUUAUGUGCUUAUGAGUGAUUGGGACAAAAUACAGUGCAAUUUCUGCGAUGGCUCCUUUCAAACUCAAGUUCCGCAUGGGCAGUGGUUCGUCGCGCAGCACGUCUCAGGAACAGCACGCUCCAGUAGAUAGUCAAACUAAUUCUCUUGGAGGAUUUUCGAACAGUUCGAACGCAAUUGAUUUUAUUGAUGAGUCAGAGCAGAGUAACGAUAAUCUUGUUUCGAUGAGCAACGAUCAACGAGCCUUAUUAUUAACCAGUGAUACUCCCGACGAACAAAUUUCAGGAUACGACAAUCCUGCUCUAAGCAACACCGAAACAGCGAAUAUCAUACCUCUUAGUCCGCCUCCGUCAUACGAGUACGUGCUUGAAGAAAACCGCAUGGCAGCAUUGGACAAGGAAAACAAUCGGACAUCCUUACUUAGCGAAUCCAUAGCUACUCUAAACCUGGAGCAUGUGUCAAGCAACUCGUUGGGUGCGGAGAACAGUUCAGCUUUCCCAGAAAAGGACACACCUAGUUCGACAACACACCAGGAAUCCACAGAUUCAUCUCUACACACCUUCAGCUCGGCGAUCACUUCUUCGCAAGAGAACUUGCUUAAUUGCACCGGCUCUUGUAACUCUGUGUAUCAGCUCAGCUGCAAUACAGCACUGCAAAGUCUAGUUGAAGAUGUGGAAACAAUGACUUUUGACGAAACCUGCCUUUCACAAGACAACCAGGAGGGCCUAGCUUCUGACGAAGAGUGCAGCGUUGAUAGCACUGCCCCGCAAAUUCUCUAUUUACACACCGGCUCUCGGAGCGAAGUAAAGGGUCCAGAAAUACUUUACAAGUCCAGCAAACGACUAUACAAAGCUGUAGCCAAAGAGUGCGGGAUCUCGUGCAAAAUGUCCGAUCAGUGCCGCUGCUUGGAUUGCCAAAGCCGAUACUUUGACUGCGAGUACGAUCAGAACGAGCACGAGAAAACCGACGGAGGCCUAGGCGCCGGGACACCAAUGUUCAUCAGUGAGGUGAUGCACGGUUCUGCAUGCAUUAUUCUUUAAGUCUGCAUGAAGCAUAGGGUUUUGAUACGCAAACUAAUGGAUUAAAUACUGUUCUGGAUGUCAUAUAGCGCAUGAGUAUUUCUAGGAUUUUAGUCAGAAACCCCAAUGGCAGGCGAUAAAGUCGAUUUUGACGGUGUAACAUUAAAUAGAACGAUAUGCAAUUGAUUAAAUGAAAAAGACCAGGGAAACGUUAGUUUUCUUCAACUUCGCAGUACUGGGCGACUUUUUAGAGAGUGGAACACAUUUGUGCACGAGGCACAUCCAUCAUUAGCAAAACAUGAUGUCCGUAAUGCAAGGAAUGCCAGUACAACGCAACAAGUGAGAGCUAGCUAGGGGAUUGAGCUCUUUAUAACAAAGAAACGAUACAGGCCUUGAAUGACUAGCGAAUGAGUUAAACGAUUCUAUUAGUUUAUUUGUCUCUUAAGUCGGUCGACUCGUCUCUUAUGUCGAUCGUCGAUCGAAACAGUGCUGCCAACUAACUAAACGGUGAAGCUUUGGUUUCUCGCGCUACUCGUAAUGUAACAUUGCUAAUGUAACUGUUAAACCCCAUCUCUUCAAUAAAAUUAUUUAUGAAAAAGUAUCACACGCGGUGCUAGAGCAUAAGCGCAGAGGAAGUGUAAUGAACAACGAGCUAGAAUCUGCUAUUCUCCUUGCAUCUUCAAAACACGCAUCAACUCUCACUGCCCACCUACAACCAUCGAUCUUACGAGUUUCCAGAUGAUCUAUAAUCCUUCAAGGAGUCCAAGGUGUCUACAGAGUUAAGGG